GGCACUUAGCGCUGUGGCAUCUUGCCCUCCCCCCAACUCCAUCACAUCGUAUCUGAUCGCACCCCUUUUAUUGCCCGUGCCUUCUCGUUGUGUGCUUUGGACGCUUUUACCCACAGACCUGGGUAUAAGGAUACCGAUCUAUGGCUACUACGGUGAUGCCCAUGAGUGCCAGGCUGGGUCGCUUAGAAGAGCCUAUUUUUACUCAGCUAAAGCCCGUCAUUGGGGGUGCGGGGCACUUCCAGUCCGCUGGGCAUCCUUCAUCAGGAGUUGCCAUGUUUGUAGAAGAUAUGAAAGGUUCGCGGAUCUUGCCCGAUGACAUGGUGCAGACCAGAUGUGAAAUGGAGAAGUAUCUUACGCCUCAUCCUCAACAGGUUAACAUUACACAAGAACAAAAGAAGUACAGGAGAGAUAGUGCAUCUGGCAUUGACCAGUUCUUUAAUGAUGGUGAUGGACUGCCUUACAGUAUAAAUAUGAAUGUCAUCCUUCCGGACAUCACUUACCUGAGAACAAAUCUAUAUAAACCCCCUAGACCGUCUGUGACCCAUAUCAAGACAGAGCCUGUCUUUAACCAGCAGAGUGUGUCUUCAAGUAAUCAGUCUCUUCCAGAAUUCACCAGCAUUUUCAGUUCUCACCAGAACAACGACUUAAAUAAUAUGUACAUCAAACAGGAGCUCCCUUCACCAGAAAUUCAAAUUCCGGCAAACCCUCAGCAUGGUCAGUUAUAUCAGCUGUUGAGUUCUCCUGAUAUAGAUAUGUCCAACUCUCCCAACCAGACUUCAGUAAUGGACAGUAUGAACAAUGCAUCCAUGCCUACAGAGAUGUCUUCAUUCAACACACUUUCAUCUCCUGUAUCACAGACUGCAAUAAAACAGUUUCCAGGUAUUCACCAGUGCUCGUACGGCAUGCCCAGUCAAUUCCUGCAACAACAAGAAGCAACCUACUUCCCUCCUUCACCCCCUAGCUCAGAACCUGAGAGUCCAGAUAAACAGGCUGAACUUCUUCAGACUAUAAACCCACCACCCUCAUAUGCAGCUACCAUUGCAUCCAAAAUGGCUAUUCACAACCCAACUUUACCGACAGCAGUGCCUAUGGCAUCUCCUGGCCUUCAGCCCGUGCGCUACAACAGAAGAAACAAUCCAGACUUGGAGAAGAGACGAAUCCACUAUUGUGACUAUCCUGGAUGCACAAAGGUGUAUACAAAGUCAUCCCAUUUGAAAGCUCACCUGAGAACACAUACUGGCGAGAAGCCAUACAAGUGCACAUGGGAAGGCUGCGACUGGAGAUUUGCUCGCUCAGAUGAACUGACACGUCAUUACAGAAAGCACACGGGCGCCAAACCCUUUCAGUGUCCAGUCUGCAACCGCAGCUUCUCUCGCUCUGACCACUUAGCCUUGCACAUGAAGAGGCAUCAGAACUAAGCAGAACUCUUUCAUCGAGGCUCUCCUUCUAUGCAAUUUCCGCUUUACUGCCUCAAAACUGAAAUAUACCCAUGAUAGCAAAUACCAGUAGGAUAAUUGCUGCCAGAAAUGACUCUUUUAAGCUACAUACACUUAUCGCAGAAGCAAAAGAA
Spea bombifrons (plains spadefoot toad) is the source of this 1570-nucleotide messenger RNA. RefSeq names its product KLF transcription factor 5 (gene KLF5). Gene Ontology annotation, molecular function: RNA polymerase II cis-regulatory region sequence-specific DNA binding; DNA-binding transcription factor activity, RNA polymerase II-specific. Gene Ontology annotation, biological process: regulation of transcription by RNA polymerase II. Lineage: Eukaryota; Metazoa; Chordata; Amphibia; Anura; Pelobatidae. The coding region runs from base 141 to 1418 and encodes 425 amino acids. The transcript has 4 exons. The record is from RefSeq and is a predicted model, not a curated record.